This is a messenger RNA of Dibothriocephalus latus, 1263 nucleotides long. Lineage: Eukaryota; Metazoa; Platyhelminthes; Cestoda; Diphyllobothriidea; Diphyllobothriidae. The record is from the annotation of a GenBank genome assembly.
AUGGCAAAUGCUGACAAGUGCAUCACUGAGGACACUGAAAUCGUUGGAUAUGCCCAAGUCGCAAACGACAGAUCUCUUGCCAAAACCAUGACCGAAAUCCGAGAGGGUCCUAAAGCUCUGCAAUACAUUCCUAAGACAACGAGUAACGCCGUGGGCAAAGAUUUCCCUGAAGUGGAAGAGAAGCCGUUCGUAUGUGAAAAAGAGAAGAUGGAUAUGCUGGUGACGACAGUAUAUCGGACCGCCGAUACCGCACCCUGGGAAUAUAAUGGCGUCUAUAGACCAGACCCUAAUGAUCCACUUGCAAAAUACGUGAAUGAAGUACGCAUCGAAUUCCAUGACAACAAAGUGAAUCAGGGUGAUAACCUGCCUGGCCGUGUGUUUCUCGACCUUAAAGAACCUACGAGACUCGAUCAGGUCAUAGUUGACCUCAACGACACGAUGGUAGGAGUGGAUAAGAACGGAACUGUGAAACCGAAAUGGACUGACAAAAAUAAACCCCAGACCACACAGCCUCAACCAACUACUUUCCGUGUCGUACCAACGGUGGAUACGUCUAAAAGAGUGACUCUGCCAGCGGGAACAAAUGCUAUUCCAUUCGAGAUUCAGGUGCCCAAGGGGGCUAUUCCAACUUUCAAUUACGUCUCACCAAAGGAUGGUGCUAGUGUGGUUAACAGCUAUUCGGCCGAAGGCGUGACCAGACUGAAUGGCAAGACUGCUCGAACUGAUAGAGUAACUGUUGACGUCAAGGGCCUUGGUGACACACAAGGCGGUCUUGGCUUCAAUGAUGCCAACAAUGAAGUCGCGAUUGCUAAGAAGUACGUCAAGAAGGGCACUGGUAUUGAUUAUGGCCUCGGACAGAAGAAAGACAGCGAUCAGAAGAAGAACGAUGAUGUCGAAGCCAGUGUUGUGCAACAUGUGAGGUGUCCACCAGUAGGUAUCAACGACACAACGACACUCAAACCAGACCUGAAACCAUCCAAGAGUUCGAAGUCAUCCUCUUCUGUCAUAAACAAUUACAACGAGGAUCCAACUAACACUUCGAAACUCCCGAAUGACAACCUCUCAAAUGUGUUCGAGCAGGAAAAUGCGCCAGUCAAGGCUGAUCUGCCUUCUAUAACAACAAAGGAUUUCGAAAGCAAUUACAAACUCAAGCUCAAGGGCGGAGAUGCUGCAUACGAAGCACCCUUUGCGCUUGUGGACGACCUCAAACAAGGCUGGAGACCUACUCACCUCACACAACCGACAUCCAUUCGAAGAGCAUAA